UAGAUCAGUACCAGUUAUUGAAAUGUCAUGGUACAUGUGAAUGUUUCCUGGGCAUUGGUGGAUUGAAACAUCCCAGUGAAACACGGCAUUGUUGUUUAGUUCACAAAGUCCCUCACCAAGCUAGCUUCCUUAAGCAGCACAGUGUUGGAUAGACCAGGGAACUCCCACUUCCCUGGGCCUGGUAGGCAGGCCAUUGAUGGAUCUACUCUGCAUUUAAAGUGGGAUCCAUUACAUUAGAACAAUAGUGGACUCUUCUCAAGUUCUUUCUUGCCUGAUGAACACGGAUUGGCACAUCAGUGAGUUCAGGGUGGGUUGAUUUUGAUGCCUUCCCACAUUAUGAUGGUCUUCGCAAUCAGCUGGUGAAAAAAAGCCAACCUGUAUAAAAAAUGGCAGCCACAGGUCUACAGUGACCACUACACAAGCACUAAUUUUCAUGGAGGAAGAUUAUAUGUGUUAGAACCUGUCUGGAUAGCAGCCACCUGUCUAUAUUGACCACCAGGACGGAUUCCUUCAGAGGCACAUUAAAUAACCUUUCUAGAGCAGCUACCUGUUCUUAAAGGCCAUAAUUGUGUUUCCCAUAAAUGGUCACUUAGCUGGGGUCAUUGUACAAGUCAUUUCAGCUGGAGAUAAUCUGCUUCAGGAAUACAUUGGAAUUGCAUGUAAUGCCUGUCUGAAUGUUGUGGACUCUGAUUCAGGAUCUUGGUGAUUUUUUUUUAUUUACCAUGUCUAGAAGAUUGGAAUUUGUUGAGAAGCCCUUCAUCUCCUUCCAUCAUGACCAGGAUGAUGGUUGUUCCACUGGAAAAGCCAUGAGCAACAGUGAGUCUGAGAAGCAACCACUCCUGAACAAUGUAACAGACAACAAGCCUUCCACCAUGAGGAACCGCUCCAAGGAUCUCAGUGCCCUGGAGGCAACUAUGGCAGACCCUGCCUCCCCGGACACCAGUACGCCACUCCCUGACGAUGUCAACAGCAACGGUCAUUUCACCUAUGAGGAACUCUCCAGUGGAUUCACGUGCCCGACCUGUAAUGGUUUAGGAAAGAUCCCAAGAGGUAGAGAAGAUGAUCUGGUAGCGUUGAUUCCAUACAAUGAUGAAAGAUUGAAACCAAGAAGAACGUGGUGCUAUGUUAUCCUAUCAAUAUUAGUUUGUGCAAUAAUAGCUGGAGUUCUGUGCGGUUUCCUGAUUCCAAAAGAAGUUAUCUUGUCAGUAGAUGAGGUGGAAACAGUGGAUAUUCAUAUAAAUGAGUCAAUAUCAAAUAUGAGGCUUCUAAUUCAGAUGGAAUUCUCAUUGGAAAAUAAGAACUUUGUCCCUGUGUAUUCACAGAACAUAUCAGUGUCUGCUUAUUGGAGUGAUGUGAUAAAAGGCUCCAAUGUAACGACCGUGCCCUUUACCUUGGCUGGUAGGAACAAAAAUUCACAGAUGUUUGCUAAUGUUACUGCUACUUUCACCGAGGCAUUUUUAGUAUCGUAUUGUUCAAGUGACUCUCCUACCCAUGUGAUUUACAUGCAGUUUGUAGCCACUCUUCAGUUCAAGCUGCUAUCCCAGAACCAGCAGGCCACAAUGACCCACUACAGCCCUGUCAAAUGUGCUUCACUUGACCAAAUGAGCUAGUAAGGCCAAUUCCUGAUGGGACAUCAAGAACUACAAUGUGCCAGAACAACAAACCUAAUUACUGGAGGUCUGGAUAUAAAGUUUGAUGACAUGAAUCUAUCUUGUUGAUAGACAAGUGAAAAAUUAGAAGGAAAGAAUUCGCAAUCAGAUGCAGUGAACUUCACUUGUAGGACAGCAGACAUAUUACAUCUGACAAAAUCUGCAAAGCGAGUCUUUGUCAGGUGGCAAGGCAAGACCUUUGAAGGAUCUGGGAAUUCUGAAUGAGCAGUUUCAACUGUAAAGGAAGCUAGAAUGGUUGUAAGUGCAUACACAUGUAGCAAUAGGACCGAGACAUUUCAGUCCUCUCUGCGGGAAUAAGUAAUGGGGAUUAAUGCCCUUGAUCUGUACAAAGCAUAUUGAAAGUGGUUCACAAGGAAGAAGAUUUGUUCCAUAUCAGUCUGAAUUGUUGAAGUGAUGUUUCAGCAAGAAAUAUGGUUCAUGUACCUGUAGCCUAUGCAUGGAGCAAGCAACAAGAGGACCAACAGUUUUGGCUGCUAUCUGAGGGGCUUGGCAUGUUCAAAAUUGUUUACAAGGAAUUAGGGAUUCAUAGGCAAGAACACAGCGCAGGUACCUCUUGCCAAUACAUGGAGGAAGCUAAAAGAGGACCAAAGGCUUUGAAUCCUCUCGGAGGGACUUAAUAAUGGGGAGUAAUGCCUUGAUCCACAUGGCACUUGGCACAUUGAAUAUUGUUUACAAGGAAUGAGGGAUUUUUCCAUAGGCUCAGUGUGGAAGCAUUGAUUGAGCUUCAUAGGCAGGAACACAGGGCAGGUCCCUCUGAUAAUGUGCUUCAGUUAAUACGCAAUGCCAGAUGCCGACAUUUUGACUUGCUCAGUCAAGAAUCCAUCUACGUGUAGAUCGUACUUGUUCAUGUAUCAUGAUGUUCAGACUAAUUAUUCAACCUCGAGUUGGUUAGUGUUUUAAACACUCUAAAAUGUAUAUAUCAUAAUAUAUCAGGAGAGCUAUAAAUUGACAUGCCGUUCCAAUGCGGUAUAGAUGCAUAAUGUAGGAAUAUAUUACUAUUAUUUUGAAGAACCACCGAUACAUUUUACAUGUUAUAUUCUUAUUUUAGACUACAGGUAACUGCCUAAUGACCUUCCAUAAGUCAAACAAUUGCCUAAGUCGAAGCUAUUUUUUAAAAUCAGAUUAUCCAAAACAUGUGUUAUACAUACCUCUUCUAAGUCAAAUUUCUCUUUAAUAAUUUGAACGGAAGACUGUGGUCCCCAAAUAUUUGACUUUAAUAGGCAGUUACCUGUAGUUAUAUAAAUGUACAUGAUUGGUUUGUCAUUUCAUAUUUGCUUACAACGACAAUCCAUCUUUUGCAAGUGAUUUUAUGUUCAGUGAUGUAUAUAUAUUUCUGAAUUUAUUGUCAAAAUCUUUUUGUUUAGAAGAAAAAUCAAAUAAAUCAAAUCAAACAUGUGUCAUUAAAGUGAAGGCUAUACAAAUUUUUAACAAUUAUUCUUGCUAGUUUACAGAGCCUAUUUACAUGUAGGGUGUUUACGGUGUAUUAAUUUGUUGAAGACAGAUUGUUAUGUCACUUAUUGUAAAAUGCAGUUCAGGGGGCAUUUCUGUAUGCUCACCAAAGAAACCCUUUCUUCAAGAUAUUGUGCAAUAUUCAUUAGCAUCCUUGAGUGGCAAAGGAGACGUGUCAUAUAAAUACUUCUUUAAAAAUACCUUUUUGAGGAUUUGAGAUCCGGGUUUAAAACAGUGAUCAUAAAGCUACAUGUAAGACCCAAACCCAUUUUGAAAGGACAUUUUCAAAUAUGCCUAUCCUAAGAAAGAAAGAGCAUAAAAUGCUUCCUUAGUGAAAUGCAGUGAUCUUAAUACCUUGGACACAUUUGCUCUACGGUGGCCGUACGGCGAGUCAAAAACAGCCAUUUUAUUCAUUUU
This is a messenger RNA of Lytechinus variegatus (green sea urchin), 3536 nucleotides long. RefSeq names its product transmembrane protein 106B-like. The transcript is spliced from 8 exons. Lineage: Eukaryota; Metazoa; Echinodermata; Echinoidea; Temnopleuroida; Toxopneustidae. The record is from RefSeq and is a predicted model, not a curated record. Bases 675 to 1610 code for a protein of 311 amino acids.